Messenger RNA from Dreissena polymorpha, 2634 nucleotides. RefSeq names its product heat shock 70 kDa protein 12A-like. The record is from RefSeq and is a predicted model, not a curated record. Lineage: Eukaryota; Metazoa; Mollusca; Bivalvia; Myida; Dreissenidae. Gene Ontology annotation, molecular function: ATP binding; ATP-dependent protein folding chaperone. Bases 504 to 2300 code for a protein of 598 amino acids. The transcript has a single exon.
AUUUCAAGGCUGUGUUAUGUGUCAUAUUUUUGGCCGAUUUGUGAAAUCGAAAUCGAAAGUGUCGGUAUUUAUUAUGAUCUAACAUAACAACAGACUAAGUACUGUGAAAAUAAUGUCGUUGUGCACAGGAAUUCGCAUAUCGUAUGUGAUUUUAUUGAAUAGGAUACAUGAAGUGAAUUAAGCUAUAAAUUGAACCAGAAUUUUAAAGCAGUUGUACGAAUUAAACUCAUCAUAGCAAAUGUGUAAGUUACAUUCCCUUUUUAUUUGCUAUAGGACUGCAUUUAUAAGAAAAUACUCUUUUAGAUAAAGUGGAAGUGACAUUAGAUCGAUGAAUAGCAAAAGAAAUCGUACAUAGACUUUUGCACUAUUUAAAUACAAUAAUUGUUUCUCGAACAUGAUUAUAUACCGAGAUAGCGUCAUGUAUACUACAGCUGGACAGUUGGUAGUUACAUACACGUAGUUCUAUGCAUUAAGGUAUACCUAAGUUAUAUUUAUAUAGAUAAAUGAAAAACACUGGUACAGGUGCGUUAAAGGGCAAAUCAUUAUAUAUUGUAAAGAUGGGGGGUAAAUCCACAAAAGCACCUGCUGUAGUCGCCGCCAUAGAUUUCGGGACGACAUAUACAGGAUACGCCUUCAAGUUUGCUUCCGACGACACAAUUUACAGUACCUUUAACCGAACCGAAUGCCGCGUUCCAACUUGUGUUUUACUCAGACCAGACAAGACUUUGCGUGCAUUCGGAAAGGAUGCAGUUGAUGAGUAUGAAACAAUUUUGUCGACCGAAGAGCAGAAAUCUUAUUUCUACUUUCGACAUUUUAAAAUGUUGCUAUAUAAAACGGGAUCAAAGAAUGUUAAAGAUACUAUAUCUGACAUACGAGGAAAAUACAUGGACGCUUUAGAAGUCUUUACAAUUGUUCUGGCACAUAUGAAGAGACAAAUAUUACAAGACAUAAAAACUAGAAAGUAUGUAGAUAAACCCAUACCGGAUCAAGAGGUUCGGUGGAUUAUAACUGUACCUGCCAUUUGGAGUGAUUUUUCCAGGAACUUUAUGCGACAAGCUUCGGAGGGUGCAGGAUUCAUUCCUGAAAAUACCAGACUUGUGCUAGAGCCCGAAGCAGCAUCGGCGUUUGUGAAAAGUAAAAAAUUGGCGAUUAAAGGCAAUGCAUGCGCUCGAUUGGAGAAAGGUCAUCGGUAUAUUAUUGCUGAUCUUGGGGGAGGGACAAUUGAUAUUUGUGCCCACGAGAUUAUUGAUGAAGGACGAGUAAUUGAGUUAUGCAGGCCAUGUGGCGAUUACGGAGGUGGGACGGUCAUUGACCAAGAGUUUCUUAACUUCCUUGUUAAACUGUUCGGAGGAGAGGUUGUAGAAAUGUUUAAAACCAAACAUAGAUUAAAAUUCUUCGAUCUUCUGCAAGAAUUCGAAAACAAAAAAUGCACGUUUUCAAAUACCACACAAAAGGUGAUCAUUGAUUUACGUGGUCUUUUCCAACUGUAUCAAGAUAAGGAGAAAGAAAAUCCAUUCGAAAUGCUUGAAAGAUCGCUGUAUGGAAACAGAGUUCAUCUGCAUGAAAACAAAAACCAUUUGUAUUUGUUCAAUGAGACGAUGAAAGAAUUCUUCGAGAAGUCACGGUCUGCUAUAAUUAAAAACAUGAAAGACAGUGUUGAAGAAUGUCGCAAACAAGGCAAGCCUAUUCAGUCUAUUUUGUUAGCCGGAGGGCUUUCAGAAUCGCCUUACAUACAAGAAUGUAUAAGGCAGGAAUUUGAGGGGGAACUACAAGUCAUCUGUGCGGACGAAGGUAGAUUGUCUGUGGUGAAAGGUGCUGUCAUAUUAGGAUGUACGCCGCGAGGUCAUAUUACAAGAAAAGCGCCGUAUACGUACGGAUGUUAUCAAAUACGACCAUUUGAUUCAACAAAGCACGACCAAUCCCUUUGCAUAACCCACAAUAAUGUGAAGCAGUGCGACAAAUUGUUUUGUAAAUUGAUCGAGAAGGGACAGACCAUGCAUCAUAAUGAGUCCUUUGCGGUAGAAGGCGAAAUCACAAUACGAGACGAAGAUUUGAAAACAAAAAUUCGCCACAUGUCGCUAUGGCGGUCGCCGCUAACCGAUCCUAAAUACUGCUUACCCGACGAGAAAAACCAGGCCCACCUUGUAGCGAAGAUCGACAUAGAACCACCGGAAGGUGGGUGGCAGAGCACGCUGGAACACGUGCAGAGACUAAUAGUUGAUGAUAACGAAUUUGUAAUCAAGUUUAUGAACAAAAAUAAUCGUAUGGAAUUUAAAACGACCGUUACUUAUGUAAACUAGUAGCGACUACAGCGGUCUAAUAAGUCCGUUAAAUACCUGAUUGUGAUUGUAAUUGACAUUUUGCUGCGAUGGUUAUUAAGGGCAUUACAGUUACUCUCAAAUUUCAUUUUUGCAUUUCAUAUUAUUAAAGUCUACCGUUCAUUGAUGUUUAUUACAAUAUGUAUACACGCUAUUGCGGAAAGAGUUCAAAUAUGUUCAUUUUUUGCUUAUUUUUUAUUUAACUGUUAUACGUGUAGCAUUUAAACAAAACAUGCAUUGAAUAAUGAAUUCUAAUCGCAAUACUGACUUGACAUAAAUGUUAAAUAAAGUCGUCAUUAAAGGACAAUAUACCAGU